AUGUCGGCCCUCAUGCUCGCGGACUGGAUCAAGGCGCAGCAGCCUCGGGGAACGACUGCCAAAGCAAAGACGGAAUCGGUCUUUUACCGCAACCUCGAGGAGGAGCUCGACGUUCGGCGAGCCGAGCACAGCCUUGUGACGCUGCGAACGCGGCGGGAUGCCAUUGAUUUUUCGUCCAACGACUUUCUUUCUCUGGCGAGCUCGGGUCUGCUGCGCAUGGCCUUCUUCGACGAGCUCGCGCGGCACCCGGGCUUCCAACUGGGCAGCACGGGCUCCCGCCUGUUGGAUGGCAACAACACGUACAUCGAGGCGGUGGAGCGUGAGCUGGCCGCCUUCCACGGCGCCGAGGCCGCCAUCAUCGUCAACUCGGGCUACGAGGCUAACGGCGCCAUCUUCUCGGCCAUCCCGCGCCCCGGCGACGUCGUCGUCUACGACGAGCUGAUCCACGCGAGCGUGCAUGACGGCCUCAAGGAGUCGCUGGCCCUAACCCGUAUGUCGUUCCGUCACAACGACGUCGACGACUUUUACCAGGCGCUGCUCAGCGUGCGCGAAUCCCAGCCCAUGGUCCGCCGCGGCGAGCGCUCCGUUAUCAUCUCGGUCGAGUCCGUCUACAGCAUGGACGGCGACGUCUGCCCGCUGCGCGAGCUGGUGGCCGCUGCCAAGGACAUCUUUCCCGGGGGCAACGCCGUCUUUGUCAUUGACGAAGCCCACAGCACCGGCGUAUUGGGGCCCCGCGGCGCCGGGCUCGUCAACGCGCUGGGUCUCGAGAAGGAAAUUGCGAUCCGGAUGCACACUUUCGGCAAGGCGCUGGCCUCCUCGGGCGCCGUCAUUCUGGCCAACGACACUAUCCGGACCGUCUUGAUCAACCACGCUCGGUCCAUCAUCUACACGACCGCCCCGUCUUUCCCGAUGUUGGCCGGCAUACGGGCGGCCUACUCGCUGCUAAAGUCCGGCAUGACGCAGCAGGCGCAGGACCGGGUCCAGCUCCUCGUCCGGCACUUCUUCAAGCACAUCGUGGCCAAGCCCGUCUGGGCGCAGGCGAACGAGAUGGGCAUUCUCAACAUCCCGCUGAGCAAGGACUGGGAGUCGCGCGAGUUUGUGACGCAGAUCGUGCCCGUCUGGACACGCCAGCGCUACAACUACUUCCUCGUCUUCCACCUGCAGCUCGCUAAGUUCUGCGCCUUCCCCAUCGACUUCCCCGUCGUGCCCAAGGGGACGAGCCGCGUGCGCCUCGUCUUCCACGCCACCAACACCGAGGCCGAGGUCGAGGGGCUGGCCCAGGCCAUCGCGCAGUGGGCCGAGGAGAUGGUCGACAUUGAGAAGUCGGCCAAGGGCGUCAGAAUACCCACCGCGGCGAGACAAGUCUACUCUUGGAUGUCGGCUGGUGAGAACUGUAAUGGUGUCGCUACUGCUAAUGGUGCAAGUGGCGCAAACGGGUUUCAACACUUACGGUUGACAGAGGCUGCAUGAAGAGACACAGUUAGAUACCUACCUAUGUAGGUAAAACAGGCUGUAGUGGCAUUGGAUAUCUACAUGUAUUUCGUUCUGGA
This is a messenger RNA of Parathielavia appendiculata, 1550 nucleotides long. Its product is annotated as class II aminotransferase/8-amino-7-oxononanoate synthase. The transcript has 2 exons. Gene Ontology annotation, molecular function: pyridoxal phosphate binding. Lineage: Eukaryota; Fungi; Ascomycota; Sordariomycetes; Sordariales; Chaetomiaceae. The record is from RefSeq and is a predicted model, not a curated record. Gene Ontology annotation, biological process: biotin biosynthetic process. The coding region runs from base 1 to 1470 and encodes 489 amino acids.